This is a messenger RNA of Cooperia oncophora, 474 nucleotides long. Lineage: Eukaryota; Metazoa; Nematoda; Chromadorea; Rhabditida; Trichostrongylidae. The record is from the annotation of a GenBank genome assembly.
AUGGACGUUGAUAUGGAUGCUGCUGGAGCGGAAUCAGAAUCUGGCAGUGUUGACGAAGAAGAGGGCGUCGAUCCUGAAACGCUGAAUCGGCUAGAAAACGCUCUAGGAAAGGCGGCUGGGCUAUUGAAAGAGGAAAAACGCGAGUUGCGAUCGAUGAAGAAGAGUCAGACGCCUCCGACGUUGAUGACGCUGAAAUGUUCGCAAUGGAUGAUCGGCUUGCAGCGGCAUUCAAAGCGAUGGUACCGAGGAAAGGCCAAGCAAGCUUCCCAACUGGCAUCAGCAUUCCGAUUGAAGCUUGCCGAUUUACUUCUUUUCACCGUAUCAUCUCAAGAUACUCCUCCAAGCAUAAAAGUACAUAUGAUCAUCCCGUUACUCAAACUUGCAAAGCUCCAACUGAAGCAGGAUGCAGAAGGUUUAAAUUCAAGGAAAACGAUCAGUCUUCUGAACAUAGUGUCGCGGUUGAAGAAGAUGUGA